This is a messenger RNA of Necator americanus (New World hookworm), 228 nucleotides long. RefSeq lists its product as uncharacterized. The record is from RefSeq and is a predicted model, not a curated record. The transcript has 5 exons. Bases 1 to 228 code for a protein of 75 amino acids. Lineage: Eukaryota; Metazoa; Nematoda; Chromadorea; Rhabditida; Ancylostomatidae.
AUGGAAGAGUACGAAAGAACCAAAGUCCUUGUAUUCCUAACGACAGUAUUUCAAUCGGCGCCUGAUUCUGUGACAAGACAAGGAUGGUUUUUUUCAAAUAGAAUACGCAGUUUGAGUGAACCAUUUCAUACCGGAAAUCCAUCCUCCAACCACUUUCCAAAUAAAAUGUUUGCUCAAUAUAUUGGGCAAGUGUAUAUAUGGAGCCUUGACCCGCGAAAUCUGGUCUAG